This is a messenger RNA of Lycium ferocissimum, 3085 nucleotides long. Its product is annotated as protein CROWDED NUCLEI 4. Bases 253 to 3060 code for a protein of 935 amino acids. The transcript is spliced from 8 exons. The record is from RefSeq and is a predicted model, not a curated record. Gene Ontology annotation, cellular component: nucleus. Lineage: Eukaryota; Viridiplantae; Streptophyta; Magnoliopsida; Solanales; Solanaceae. Gene Ontology annotation, biological process: nucleus organization.
CAGUACAAUUUUCAAAACGGUGGAGCAGCCAAGUCCACUUCUGGCAUAGAGAGAGAAUCAAAUCAAAGCCAACAAAGCAAAGUGUGACUGAAAAGAGAAAAAAGGCAAAGAAUAAAGCACAAAAGGUUUGUGUGGAGUCCACCAUUACCACAACUCCACUGUCCUUGUUGAAGGGACAAUUAAAUUCAAGAACUCAAAACAAAUUGAUCAAGAACAAGUGAAAUCUUGGAAUUUUCUUUAGUGAAAUCAAGAAUGGCAAGUCCAGGGUCAAGUAGAUUAGCUUUGACUCCAACGCCUAGUUCUGCUUUAGGUAGGGUUUCUAAAACCCCUUUGACAGAUGAAGUGAUAUGGAAGAGACUCCGUGAAGCUGGAUUUGAUGAAGACUCUAUUAAACGUAGAGAUAAAUCUGCUCUUAUUGCUUAUAUUGCCAAACUCGAAACUGAGAUCUAUGACCAUCAAUAUCAAAUGGGUCUUCUCAUCCUGGAAAGGAAGGAGUGGGUUUCCAAUAAUGAGCAAUUUAAAGCAGCUGCUGAGUCAGCUGAACUCUUGUACAAGCGUGAACAAGCUGCACGUCUUUCUGAUGCGGCUGAAGCUAAGAAAGUUGAAAAUAAUCUGAAGAAAGCGCUUGGAAUUGAGAAAGAAUGCGUCGCAAACAUUGAGAAAGCAUUGCAUGAGAUGCGAGCGGAGUGUGCUGAAGCAAAAGUUGCAUCGGAGAAUAAAUUGGCUGAAGCACAAAGCAUGAUGGAGGAUGCUCAGAAGAAGUAUGCCGAUGCGGGAGAAAAGUUGCAUAAAGCAGAAUCUUUGGAAGCAGAAGCCAGCCUUUUUAAUCGUAGCGCAGAAAGAAAAUUACGUGAAGUCGAGUCACGAGAAGAUGAUCUUAGGAGACAGACAUUAUCAUUCAAGUCAGAUUGUGAAGCAAAAGAGAAAGAGAUCCAUCUGGAGAAACAAUCGUUCUCUGAAAGGUUGAAAACUCUACAGCGAUCUCAAGAAGAGUUAUUAGAGGCUCAGGCUCUUCUCAACAAGAGAGAAGAUUUUAUAUUUAACAGAUCUCUAGAACUGAACAGACGUGAGAAAGACUUGGAGGAUGAAAAAUUAAACCUGGAGAAUGACGUUAAAACCCUGAAUGAGGAGAAGCGCAAUCUGGAGCUGAAACUGAAAUCUCUAUCAGCAAGAGAAAAAGCCGUAAUCAAAAGGGAAACUGAACUUACCAAUAAAGAGGAAGAGCUACUGCUAUUACAGGGGAAACUCCAAAGCAAGGAGAUGGAUGGCAUGAAGCAGGCUGUGGUUAAUCAGGAUGCCACAUUAGUAACUAAGAUAUCUUCUAUCGAGGCAGAGUUGGAAACAAAACGGAAAUUGGUGGAAGAUGAGAUCCAGACCAAGAGGCGGGCUUGGGAGUUGAAAGAUAUGGAUAUUAAGUAUCGGGAGGACCUAAUUACUGAAAAGGAGUAUGAUCUGGAGAGGCAAUCAAGAACACUAGCUGAGAAGGAGAAAGAGUUGGAAGACAGGGUACAUGUAGUUGAGGAAAAAGAAAGAAACCUCCAAGCUGCUGAAAAAGAGGUAGAGUUGCAGAGAACAGUUCUGCAGCAAGAAAAGGAAGGAAUCAACAAAAUCAGACAUGAUCUUGAAAAGUCUCUGAAAAUGCUGGAUGAAAAAAGAAAGUAUGUCGACCAUGAGGAAGAGCAAGCGGAGGCUAUGAAAAGUGAAACUCAAGAGUUGCUGAUUCUGGAAACGAGGCUAAAGCAAGAGAUUGAUAUGAUUAGAGCGGAGAAGGAAGAAAUUGAGAAGCAGGCAGAUCGGCUGAAAGCAGAGAAAGCUAAAUUUGAGACUGAAUGGGAGGUAAUCGAUGAGAAGAGAGAAGAGUUGCAGCAGGAAGCUGAACGUGUGGCUGAAGAGAAAUUGGCCAUUUCUAAGCUUCUUAAGGAUAGCCGUGACAGCCUGAAAGCAGAGAAACAUGCAAUUCAAGAAGAAUACAAGCAAAAUCUGGAGUCACUUUCUCGUGACCGUGAAACCUUCAUGUAUGAGAUUGAGAGUGAACGUGCAGAGUGGUUUAGCAAAAUUCAGAAAGAACGCGAAAACUUUUUGCUGGAUGUUGAGAUGCAGAAAAAGGAGCUAGAGAACCGCAUUGAAAAAAGGCGUGAAGAAAUAGAAACUGACCUAAAGGAAAAGGAGAAAGCCUUUGAGGAGCAAAAGAAAAAAGAACUUCAGGAUAUUGCAUCUCUCAGGGAGACUGUGGAGAAGGAAUUGGAAAAUGCUGGCUUGGAGUUGAAGAAACUAGAUGCUCAGAGAAAAGAGAUUAAUUUGGAUCGUGAGAGAAGGGAUAAAGAAUGGGCAGAGCUAAAUCAUGCUAUAGAAGAACUUACGGUGCAAAGGCUGAAAUUAGAGAAACAAAGGGAAUUACUUCAUGCUGAUAGGGAGGAGAUUCUUGCUCAGAUUGAGCAGUUGAAAAAAUUGGAGGAUGUUAAGAUUAUACCGGAUCGUAUUGUCACACCCAAAAAAUUACCUUCUGCAAAAAGAUUUUUGAAGCAUCCCUUGGUGAUGGGUUCUGGUCUGGAUGGGAAUUGUAAUAAUGGUGUUAGACGAGAUAUUUCUUCUGUCACGAGAGAGAACGGAAAUUCAUCUUCUCCUAUCUCUACUCCAUUCUCAUGGCUUAAGAGAUGUGCUGAUACAUUGCUUGAGCGUACACCAAGUAACAAAAGGCGGAGGGAAAAUGGGGAUACUAUAUCUCAAUUGACCGAGAAUGGUGCAUCACGCCCAUCGUCACCAGCACCUGAAGCAUCAGCAGUUGAACACCUAGAAGUACCAGAUGCACCAGCAGUUGAACACCUGGAAGUACCACCUGACCAAACUCCCAUUGCUGGAGAGGAGACUACUGUAUACAUUGAUAAAAUUGUUACAGUUCAUGAAAUGACGGAAAUCAAUGUGAAAAAAGUUGCAGAGGGAAGUCAGGAGACUCUCUCUGGGGAAAGUGGUGAGAAGCUUGGGAACAACGGUAGCUUGGAAUCAGAUCAAAAUGGGAAAGCCGAGAGGAGAUCCCGGAGAACCAGGGCAACAAGGAAGUAGUGAGAUUGCUAGAUGUGAGAAGAGU